CCUCGUCGCAUGUCUGACACCUGCCUGGUGUGGCUGCUGGGACUGGCGUUACGCCUGGCGCUCUCCUCGUGCCAACGCGCCGACCUCAGCGCCGCCAAGCACCCAAUGGUCACCACGGCUUACGGGAAGCUGCGAGGCGUGAGGAAGGAGCUUAACAAUGAGAUCCUUGGGCCGGUGGAGCAGUACCUUGGCGUGCCAUACGCCACCCCGCCUAUCGGCGAACGUCGUUUUCAACCCCCCGAGGCGCCGGGCUCGUGGCAGGAGGUGCGCAAUGCCACCCAGUUUGCUCCCGUCUGCCCGCAAAACAUCCACGGCGUCCUGCCUGAAAUCAUGCUCCCCGUGUGGUUCACCGACAACCUGGACGCUGCUGCGGCUUACGUCCAGAACCAGAGCGAAGACUGCCUCUACCUGAACAUCUACGUACCCACGGAGGACGGUCCGCUCACAAAAAAACACGAUGAAUCUUCACUGAACAGGCCGAGGGACGAAGACAUCCGUGAUCGUCGUAAGAAGCCUGUUAUGCUGUUUAUCCACGGUGGCUCUUACAUGGAGGGAACAGGGAAUAUGUUUGACGCCAGCGUCCUGGCCGCGUAUGGCAACGUUAUCGUGGUCACCAUGAACUACCGCCUGGGCGUCCUCGGUUUUCUGAGCACCGGAGACCAGUCCGCCAAAGGAAACUACGGGCUGUUAGACCAGAUUCAGGCCUUGCGCUGGCUGAACGAGAACAUUGGGCAUUUCGGGGGCGACCCGGAGAGGAUCACAAUCUUCGGGUCGGGCGCCGGAGCGUCCUGCGUUAAUCUGCUUAUCCUGUCUCAUCACUCGGAGGGCUUGUUCCAGCGGGCCAUUGCCCAGAGCGGCACAGCCAUCUCCAGCUGGUCGGUCAACUAUCGACCCCUCAUGUACACUAAGAUUCUAGCGCGGAAGGUGGGCUGCAGCUACACAGACACGGCCGACCUGGUGGACUGUCUGAGGAGAAAGAGUUUCAGGGAACUGGUGGACCAGGACAUCCAACCGGCACGGUACCACAUCGCCUUUGGGCCCGUGGUGGAUGGAGACGUGGUUCCAGACGACCCAGAGAUUCUCAUGCAGCAGGGAGAGUUCUUGAACUAUGAUAUUCUGUUGGGAGUGAAUCAGGGUGAGGGCUUGAAGUUUGUAGAUGACAGUGAAGGAGAAGAUGGCAUCUCUGCUGCAUCAUUUGAUUACACUAUCUCCAACUUUGUAGACAAUCUCUAUGGAUACCCAGAUGGUAAAAACAUACUUAGGGAGACCAUUAAGUUCAUGUACACUGACUGGGCAGACCGUGAUAAUGGGGACAUGAGACGCAAAACCUUGCUAGCCCUGUUCACAGAUCACCAGUGGGUGGCGCCAGCGGUCGCCACAGCAAAGCUACACGCUGAGUUCCAGUCACCUGUCUACUUCUACACCUUCCACCAUCACUGUCAGACGGAGGCCAGGCCUGAAUGGGCGGAUGCAGCGCACGGGGAUGAAAUCCCUUACGUUUUUGGUGUUCCCAUGGUUGGUGCCACCGACCUCUUCCCCUGCAACUUCUCCAAAAAUGAUGUCAUGCUGAGUGCUGUGGUCAUGACGUACUGGACUAACUUCGCCAAGACUGGGGAUCCCAACAUCCCAGUGCCGCAGGAUACAAAGUUCAUCCACACCAAACCGAACCGCUUUGAGGAGGUUAUCUGGACCAAGUUCAGCUCCAAAGACAAGCAGUACCUGCACAUAGGCCUCAAGCCUCGUAUUCGUGACAACUACCGGGCAAACAAGGUCGCUUUUUGGCUCGAGCUGGUGCCCCACCUUCACAAUCUUCACGAGGAGAUCAUCAACUCCAUUACCACGCGUCUCCCGCCAGGCAGUCCACAUUGGACCAACAGGAAAGGUACACCCCAACCUCCUGGCACCCGCUCCACCCGCCACCCCAUCAUCUCCACCUAUCCCCCUGAACCAGAUCCGGAAGGUUCCGAACCGCCCCGUUUCUCCCCUUUCCCCGACAACGCGCGGGACUACUCGACAGAGCUGAGUGUGACGGUUGCCGUCGGAGCCUCGCUCCUCUUCCUCAACGUGUUGGCCUUCGCCGCGCUCUACUACAAGCGCGACAAACGUCACGAGCUGCUGCAACGUCGUCACCGUCGCCUCUCGCCGCAGCGCGGGGCCGGAGGGGGCGUCGGCAUCGUGGGGGCUCCGCCCCACAACGACCUAGCCCUGAGCCAGGAGGAGGAGCUGAUGUCUCUUCAGAUGAAACAACAGAGGGUGGAGCUGGACCACGGCACGCCCCUACCUCCCCGCGGUCUCCACGGCGACCUGGAGCCCCUGAGACCGCCCGUCUGCCCACCGGACUACACGCUGGCGCUGCGGCGGGCGCCCGAGGACGUGCCGCUGAUGCCAGCCAUGAUCCCCAGCACCAUCACUGGCAUGCAGUCUCUUCAUGCCUUCAACACGUACCCUCCCGCCCCCGCCCCGGCCUCCAGCCACAGCAACAACGCUCUGCCCCACCAGCAUUCCACCACCCGCGUAUAG
This is a messenger RNA of Chanos chanos (milkfish), 2520 nucleotides long. RefSeq names its product neuroligin 2b (gene nlgn2b). Bases 10 to 2520 code for a protein of 836 amino acids. The record is from RefSeq and is a predicted model, not a curated record. Gene Ontology annotation, cellular component: membrane. The transcript has 8 exons. Gene Ontology annotation, molecular function: neurexin family protein binding. NCBI's taxonomy places the organism in Eukaryota, Metazoa, Chordata, Actinopteri, Gonorynchiformes, Chanidae.